This is a messenger RNA of Ixodes scapularis (black-legged tick), 1088 nucleotides long. Its product is annotated as retinol dehydrogenase 12. NCBI's taxonomy places the organism in Eukaryota, Metazoa, Arthropoda, Arachnida, Ixodida, Ixodidae. The coding region runs from base 6 to 1067 and encodes 353 amino acids. The transcript is spliced from 6 exons. The record is from RefSeq and is a predicted model, not a curated record.
GAAAUAUGGAGGCAACGCAAGGCACACCUACGGCGGAGACGACGGAAAGUGGAGUGGACCUCACCGGACUCUGGAUAUUCCUCGGGAUCGUGGCGGCAGUUUUCUUUCUCCUCGUGGCCUUUGUGUUGUGCCUCAAAGUUUAUAACUAUUGCAUCAAGGGCGUCUGCACAUCUCCACAACAGAUGGACGGCAAGACGGUCAUCAUCACUGGAGGCAACGCAGGAAUCGGCAAGGAGACUGCCAAGGAACUGGCACGACGCAAGGCUCGAGUCAUCCUUGCCUGCCGAAACAUAAACAAGGGCCAGGAGGCGGCGAACGAGAUCUUCUUGGAAACGCAGCAGGCGGUCGUAGUCAAGCAUCUGGAUCUGUCAUCGCUCAAGUCGGUGAGGGACUUUGCCAGGGACAUUGUCUUCACGGAGCCGAGGCUGGACGUGCUCAUCAACAAUGCUGGAAUGACUCUUGAGGAUGACCAGCUUCACCUAACAGAGGACGGAUACGAGUUGGCCUUUCAGACCAACUACUUGGGGCAUUUUCUGCUUACCAUGCUUCUGUUGGACUUACUAAAGAAGACGGCUCCUAGUCGAGUGGUGAACGUCUCCUCAGGAUUGCACCACGUGGGGGCUACGGAUCACAUGGAGGAGAGAAUGAGAGGCAUGCUUCGAUCUAGUCCGACGCUCACCUACAGUCACACCAAGAUGGCCAACGUCAUGUUUACCAUCGAACUCGCCAAGAGGCUCAAAAAUGACGGUGUUACCGUGAAUGCUCUCCAUCCUGGCAUGAUCGAGACCGGAAUAUCCGAUGGCCUUGUGGGCAGGGAUCUUUAUUUUAAAAUCAACUUUUGGAUAUUUGGAAAGACUGCAAAAGAAGGAGCUCAAACGUCUAUCUACUUGGCUGUUGAUCCCAAACUCAGCGGUGAGACUGGUUACUACUUCUCCGAUUGCCGGAAAGCCUGGAUCAACUGGAGGGCUCGCAACGCCGAGCGGAAUCGGGAACUCUUCGAGACGUCCGUGAAGCUGACUCAUCUCGAAGACUCGGUAGUGAAUAAACAAAUUUUGAAUGACAAAUAAAAAUGAAGGACGAUUCCAAAG